Molecule: messenger RNA, 794 nt
Organism: Suncus etruscus (white-toothed pygmy shrew)
Lineage: Eukaryota; Metazoa; Chordata; Mammalia; Eulipotyphla; Soricidae
Product: mannose-binding protein C-like
Exons: 4
Coding region: 1-735 (244 amino acids)
Biological process (GO): surfactant homeostasis; positive regulation of phagocytosis
Cellular component (GO): rough endoplasmic reticulum; multivesicular body
Source: RefSeq, a predicted model, not a curated record
AUGAUGUUUCCAAAACUCUUUCUUCUUCUGAGUAUGGUGGCAUUGUUUUGCUCAGCAACUGAAGGUUCUGAGGCCACAAACUCUUGUCCUGUCACAGUCUGUGGUUCUCCUGGCAUCAACAGUUUACCUGGCAGAGAUGGGCGUGAUGGUCCUAAGGGAGAUAAGGGAGAACCAGGUGUAGGGCAAAGAGGCAUGCCGGGUACUCCUGGACCUUUGGGAAUGGUAGGAGAACGUGGGGCCCCUGGGUUUCCAGGACAAAAAGGCUCAAAAGGAGAUACAGGAAAUUGUGCAGCUGAUGAUUGUGGACUAGCAAUUUCAGAAAAGAAAGCUUUCCAAGAUCAAUUAGAUCGCAUCAAAAAUGUGUUAUCAUUUGCUCUCGGGGCAAAGGAUGGAAAGAAGCUCUUCAUUACCAAAGGUGAUCUGAUGAAUUUAGACCAAGCCAAAGAAAUGUGCGGAAAAUUCCAAGGUUCCGUGGCUGUCCCCACAAAUGCUGAAGAGAAUGAAGCCAUCAAAAAAUUAGUCAAUGGAGAGGCCAUCCUGGGCCUUACAGAUGAGAAGAAUGAAGGUCAAUUUGUGGAUCUAAGAGGAAGGACACUUACCUACCAAAACUGGAACGAUGGCGAACCUAACAAUGAUAAUUUUGGGGAAAACUGUGUGUUAUUCCUGAAGAAUGGCAAGUGGAACGAUGUAGAUUGUUCUCAUACUGCUUUGGCUGUUUGCGAGUUCCUUCUCUGAAGAGGCAAGAUCAUCUAUCUGAUCCUUAUAGUCACUUCUUCUGAGUAGUUAGACUGAGA